Molecule: messenger RNA, 795 nt
Organism: Aspergillus sclerotioniger CBS 115572
Lineage: Eukaryota; Fungi; Ascomycota; Eurotiomycetes; Eurotiales; Aspergillaceae
Exons: 1
Coding region: 399-617 (72 amino acids)
Source: RefSeq, a predicted model, not a curated record
GGCGAUGAAUGUUUUUUUCUUCGAAGAGCCGGCCCGCGAUAGAUACUGAGCCAGUCAGCCUAAGCGCCUGCCACGUCGCGACGCCGCAAGGCUGAACGCACGAUGCGCCAAUAAACAGGAGGGUAGUCUAGGAUCAUAAGUACUAGUACUAUUGGAAUGAUUAAGCGGCUAAUGAGGAAUGUGAUUGGCCAAAGUUUAGACAUUCUUCAUAGUGCUAUGAUAGGCGCAACCAUGGAACCGUCAACUGCCAAGCUCUGCAUGUAGGUGUCAGGACUUUGUCAUUGCUUAAGGAUAUCUGGUAUCUGCUUCAGAAGGGAGAACUGAUGUAGUAGGACCAAGCACAUGAACGUGCUGUGAUAAAAAACGAUUUAUUGGAAUGCGAAGUGGGGAACUGGAGCAUGGAGGUGUCAGGAACGGGAGCGUUGUGCGCUGGGGGGAUCCAGACCACCACUGCUGCGGAGGAAGGUGUCACCCCAAAUAUUCCCACAGAGUCCACGGACAACCUACGCUUAUCCACUUGGCACAUUUGUCACCGCGUCAAAGCAAAGAUAAGAAAAGGGCCCACUAUUCCGCUUUACCUUGUCCAAAAACCUGGUUUUUCGCUUCCCGUUGGGUAAGGAGGUGGCGAAGGGGGUUGUAACAUCCAGAAGUUUCGACUCGCGCCGGAACCACCUCUUAAUUCCUCCAACCACCCACCGAUCCAGCCAUCCCACGACCCUGUCUUCCCCUGACAAGCCUUCCAUCGGGAACGUACCAUGUCUUUGGUACAGCACGUUUCUGUGAUUGAGGGAGUGG